AUGGCGGACAAGCUCAAGAUAUCUAAGGUGGAUAAUGUCCAAGUAGUAGCUCGGGGACAAGCUUCAAACGUUACACUACACUUAACAGCUCACCAUCUAAUUGUCGUUCAAGCACUCGCUUCGUCGCCGGAAGCUUCGCAACAAGAAUCGCAACAAGGAUCGCCAGCGCGGAAAAGAACAGCGCCUCAAGGCAGGUCGAGGGAGUCAUGGAUAGCAUAUCCUAUGAUAGCGCAUUGUACAUUUCGACCAACUUCGCCGGGAUCUGGACAAGAUUCUUCUAUACGUCUACGAGGUCGAGAUUUUAAUUUCUAUACUCUUAAUUUUGCGGAUGACAAGCAAGCUCGAGACACCUUCGAAAGUAUAAAGAGCGCAACAUGCAAGCUGGGGAGCAUUGAGAGGUUGUAUGCAUUUAGUUAUAAAGCGCAUGGGGCAGAAAAGCAGAUAAAUGGUUGGGAUAUAUAUGAUCCCAAGGCAGAAUGGAAACGUUUGGGAAUAAGUGAAAAAGGAGUCGAUAGAGGAUGGAGGUUGUCUAAAAUGAACCAUGAUUACGCCUUCUCACCUACAUACCCAGCCUUGCUCCCAGUUCCUUCGGCUGUCUCCGACAUCACAAUCAAACAUGCUGGCCAGCACCGUUCAAGGGCACGAAUACCAGUCCUGACAUAUUUACACCCAGUCAAUAAUUGUGCCCUGACGAGAUGUUCACAGCCUAGGACUGGUAUGCGAGGAGCCCGCAGUAUACAAGAUGAGAGAUUAGUCAGCGCAUGCUUUUGUGCGACAUCAACUGUGGAUGAGGCGGACUCAGUAUCCCCAGCGGGAUCUAGAAAUAGUCCAGAUUCCAGUCAAGCCGAUAUUAGCACACCAAAUAAUGGGGAAGUGACAGAGACAGAUCGUUAUGAGGAUGAAAUGCUUGCAUCUGCGUCAAAUAUUGAGAUCAUAACCGAAAAACCUCAUGUGUAUGGAGCACAACAGAACAAUCUGAUUGUGGAUGCAAGACCUCAGGUUAACGCAUACGCUAACCAAGUAAAUGGCUUUGGUACGGAGAAUAUGGAAUACUAUCCACUUGCUAAAAAAGCGUAUUUGAAUAUUGCCAAUAUUCACGUAAUGCGAGACUCAUUGGCGAAAGUGAUUGAUGCCAUUAAGGAUGCUGAUGUGUCAACACUUCCUCCAAAUCGAGAGUUAUUGGCAAAGAGUGGUUGGAUAAAACACAUUACUGGUAUUCUUGAUGGAGCCGCACUAAUCGCUAGGCAGAUUGGCAUACAACAUUCUCAUGUUCUCAUUCACUGUUCGGAUGGCUGGGAUAGGACGAGUCAGCUGAGUGCCUUAUCACAGUUGAUGCUUGAUCCUUAUUACAGGACCAUAGAAGGUUUUAUAGUAUUAGUUGAAAAGGAUUGGCUAGGCUUUGGACAUAUGUUCCAACACCGGUCUGGAUUCUUGAACCAUGAGAAGUGGUUUACGACACAGAACGAUGCUCUCGCGGGCUCAGCAAUACAACCAGGUGGAAACACUGACGGACGUGGAGAUGCUAUUGAAAAUGCUCUACUCAGCGCCAAACGAUUCUUCAACAAGAGCAAUCAUAGCCAAGAGAUCGUUGAUGACGCAGAUGAGGUUACAGUCGAUCAAUCUCCAAAGAAACCCAUAUUAGACACACUCCCUCAAAGUGAUGUCACUAAACCCAAAGAAACUAGUCCAGUCUUCCAUCAAUUCUUAGACGCAACCUAUCAACUUCUCCGUCAACAUCCUGCCCGCUUUGAAUUUAAUGAGCGAUUCCUCCGCAGACUCUUGUACCAUCUCUACUCUUGUCAAUACGGGACAUUUCUUUACAACAAUGAGAAAUCCCGUGUAGACGCCCGCGUUAGAGAGCGCACUAAAAGCGUUUGGGCAUAUUUCCUUUCCAAGAAGCCAGAAUUUACCAAUAAGGAUUUCGAUGGAGGAGUAAUAGACGAUCAUGUAAAAGGCAAAGAACGGUUAAUCUUCCCCAAUCUGGAUGAUGUGAGGUGGUGGCAUCAAGUCUUCAACCGCACUGAUGAGGAAAUGAACGGACCGCAUAAUCCUGCCAUGGAAAGAUACCUAGCACUUAAUGCAAAUAGCAAUAAUGGACUUAAAACAUCUGCAAGCAUAAGCUCGCCACCAGCUGCGCCAUCCAGCCGCACUGUUCUUGCGGGUGUGGAAGCUGGGUCUCCAACGAGACAGGUUCCGAAUGGGAUUCCGAGUGUUAGUGGCAACCCCUUUGCAAGUUUGAGGGAUGGAAUCGCAGGAUUAGGAAUCGCCAAGGCAAGCGGAUUGGGCAGUUUAGGGGCGGGCAUGGGUAGUGCGAGUAAAAGUACUCCGGCGGGUUUGAAUGGAUUGGCUAAUGGAAAUGGGAACGGGAAUGCGCAGGAAAUGGAGGUUGAGAUGCAAUGA
Molecule: messenger RNA, 2400 nt
Organism: Sclerotinia sclerotiorum 1980 UF-70
Lineage: Eukaryota; Fungi; Ascomycota; Leotiomycetes; Helotiales; Sclerotiniaceae
Exons: 2
Coding region: 1-2400 (799 amino acids)
Biological process (GO): dephosphorylation
Molecular function (GO): phosphatase activity
Source: RefSeq, a predicted model, not a curated record